GGGGAUUUACCCUUUAAUUCAAAUGAGGGUGUGGUUCACUUGAAACUCUGCUCUAAGCAAAGAGACGGCACUGGACAGAGCGGCCCACGUUUCCCGUAUUUCCCUGCCGCUCUGCUUCGUGGCGCAGCCCCCCAGCUCAGGAGGCUGGGGAGCGGGGGCUCCGAGAUAGUGCCGCCCCGCAGCGUCCGAGCUAAGCCCUGCAACUUGCCGGCUAGAACAGAAAUCGCAGCGACGAUGCUGAGCAGGGUGACGAGGCUGACCUCCAGGACCCGGCAGUUGGAUCCUGGACGCAUUUUGCACACGGGGUCCCGGGCCCCCCAAAGCGUUGCUGCUCACCUGGAUGACCAGGCCGCAGAUGAUGGUCCCAGAGCGGUGUCCCGCACCAGCGAGAAGGACCCGGCCCGGCACGGGGAGCAGCACGAGGGUCUGCACUACGACAUCCCCCUGCAGGACGUGGGGACCCUGUUCCCCCAGAGCCUGCCUCCUCGAUUCUCCAUGCAGGUGAAAACGUUCGGCGAGGCCUGUCUGAUGGUGAGGAAGCCGGCCCUGGAGCUCCUGCACUAUCUGAAAAACACCGAUUUUGCCCACCCUGCCGUGCGGUAUGUUCUCUAUGGGGAGAAGGGGACAGGAAAAACCCUCAGUCUUUGCCACGUGAUUCAUUUCUGUGCAAAGCAGGACUGGCUCAUCCUGCACGUUCCGGACGCUCACCUCUGGGUGAAGAACUGCAGGGGGCUCCUGCCCUCGGCCUACGACAGGACGCGCCUGGACCAGCCCGCGGAGGCCUCGGCCUGGCUGAAGAAUUUCAAAACCACCAAUGAGCGUUUCUUGAGUCAGAUAAAAGUCCAAGGGCAAUACGUCUGGAACAAGCGAGAGAGCACGGAGAGGGGCCGUCCCUUGGGGGAGGUGGUGGAGCAGGGCCUCACGCGGGCCAAGAGCGCCACGGACGCGGUCGGGGUGGUUCUCAAAGAGCUCAAGGGGCAGAGCCGCGCCGGUGGGUUCCGCCUCCUGGUGGCCGUGGAUGGAGUCAACGCGCUCUGGGGAAGGACCACGCUGAGAAGAGAAGAUAAGAGCCUGGUGGCCGCCGAGGAGCUGGCGCUCGUGCACAACCUGAGGAAGAUGGUGAGGAAUGACUGGCACGGAGGUGCCAUCGCGUUGACCUUGAGCCAGACUGGGUCCCUUUUCAAGCCACGGAAGGCCUAUCUUCCCCAGGAGCUUCUGGGAAAGGAAGGAUUCGACGCCUUGGAUCCUUUUGUUCCCAUCCUGGUUUCCAACUACAGCCCAAAGGAGUUUGAAAGUUGUGUCCAGUAUUACCUGGAGAGCAGUUGGCUUCAGCAUGAGAAAGCUCAUACAGAAGACGGGAAAAAGCAGCUUCUGUUCCUGAGCGACGCAAACCCCGGGCAGCUGGAGCGCCUGUGUGCCCACCUUUGAGCCUCGGCCACAGGGCGCAUGGACGACAGCGGACGUUUCCUUUCACGGACCCCUGUCGCGUGGGGGCCACACGGCCUGGGCAGGACUGUGGUCCGCUCCCUGCUGGCCACCCUGUGAGUGACCGUGUGGCGGGAAGACAUCCUCUUGUUCUGGAAACCUGUAGAGGGUGAUUCUCCCAUUUCAGAGAAUUAUGGAUCCGUCCUUAAAAAUAAAUUACCUUUCUUAAA
Messenger RNA from Suricata suricatta (meerkat), 1655 nucleotides. It is a transcript of the gene DAP3, whose product is annotated as death associated protein 3. Gene Ontology annotation, cellular component: mitochondrial ribosome; mitochondrial small ribosomal subunit. Lineage: Eukaryota; Metazoa; Chordata; Mammalia; Carnivora; Herpestidae. The transcript is spliced from 13 exons. The coding region runs from base 235 to 1428 and encodes 397 amino acids. The record is from RefSeq and is a predicted model, not a curated record. Gene Ontology annotation, biological process: apoptotic process. Gene Ontology annotation, molecular function: structural constituent of ribosome.